Molecule: messenger RNA, 3705 nt
Organism: Phycodurus eques (leafy seadragon)
Lineage: Eukaryota; Metazoa; Chordata; Actinopteri; Syngnathiformes; Syngnathidae
Product: 5-beta-cholestane-3-alpha,7-alpha-diol 12-alpha-hydroxylase-like
Exons: 1
Coding region: 41-1600 (519 amino acids)
Molecular function (GO): iron ion binding; sterol 12-alpha-hydroxylase activity; heme binding
Source: RefSeq, a predicted model, not a curated record
GAGCAUUUAUGAGUCAGCAUGCGGACCUUCACUCCAAACCAUGCUUGUUCCGUCAGAGGGAUCAGUCAUGGAAGUGAUGCUGCUGCCUAUCCUUCUUGCGCUCCUCUCAGCGUUGCUAGGGGGCCUGUAUCUUCUGGGGGUGUUCAGACGGCGGAGGCCCGGGGAGCCCCCUCUGGACAAGGGUCUCUUCCCUUGGCUGGGCCACGUCUUGGAGUUCCGCAGGGACACGGUCAAGUUCCUGCAGAGGAUGCAAAGGAAGCACGGCGACGUGUUCACCAUUCAGCUGGGUGGCUUCUACGUCACCUUCCUGCAGGACCCCUUGUCCUUCGGGCCGUUUGUCAAGGAGAGCCGGGAGAAGCUGGACUUCAACAAGUUCGCCAAGCACCUGGUGCACAGGGUCUUCGGCUACUGGUCACCUCACAGCGAGCAUCACAUCCUGCAACAGUCCAGCAACAAGCAUCUGAAGGGGGACGGCUUGGAGGUCCUCACGCAGUCCAUGACGGGCAAUCUUCAGAACCUGAUGCUGCACAACCUCGGCAAAGAGGAGCAGGCCUGGACAGAAGACGGGCUCUUCAUGUACUGCUACAAUAUCGUUUUCAGGGCGGGCUACCUGUCCCUGUAUGGCAACGUGUCGCCCAAGUGCAAGGACGGAGAGGAGAAGGCCAAAGAGAAGGACAGGGUGGAAUCGGAGGCUUUGUUCUACAAGUUCCGUAAGUACGACCAGCUCUUCCCCAACCUGGCCUACGGCGUGCUGCCUCCCAAGAGAAGACUGGAGCUGCGGGGUCUCAUGGACUACUUCUGGGACGUCUUGUCGGUGCGCAAGGUGAAGACCAAAGACAACAUCAGCGGCUGGGUGUGGGACAUGCAGCGGGUGCGGGAGGAGAUGGGCAUGGACGAGGCCAUGAUCGACAGGUACAUGUUUCUCCUCCUGUGGGCCUCGCAGGGCAACACGGGCCCAUCCUCCUUCUGGCUGCUCCUCAACCUGAUGAAGCACCCGGACGCCAUGGCGGCCGUCAAGGGCGAGGUGGACCGGAUCGUGCUCGAGUCUGGCCAGCAAGUCAGGCGCGGCGGACCCUUGCUUAGUCUGACGCGCGAGAUGUUGGUGAAGGCCACAAUCUUGGACAGCGCCGUGGAGGAGACCCUGAGACUCUCCGCCGCGCCCCUUCUCACCAGGGCCGUGCUCCAGGACAUGACGCUGAAGAUGGCCAACGGCCAGGAGUUCAGCAUCCGCGAAGGGGACCGGAUGGGGGUCUUCCCUUACUGCGGCGUGCAAAUGGACCCCGGCAUCCACCCUGACCCGACCGCCUUCAAACACGACCGCUUCCUCAACCCGGACGGGAGCAGGAAGACAGAGUUUUAUAAAGACGGCAAGAAGGUGAAGUACUACACCAUGCCCUGGGGCGCCGGGGUGUCCAUCUGCCCGGGUCGCUUCUUUGCCACCAACGAGCUCAAGCAGUUUAUCUUCCUUAUGCUGGUCUACUUUGAGUUGGAGCUGCUGGAUCCCGGAAUGGAGAUCCCCGAAAUAGACGUCCGACGAUGGGGCUUUGGAACCAUGCAGCCCGUCGGAGACGUUCCCUUCCGAUAUAGACUCAGAUAUUAAAUGUGGAGUUUUACAGCAGCAAAUUGAAGACUUUUAAAAGGGCAAUGCAUUCAAAUUCAAGACCUAUCGUUCACUAAAUAUGACCAUAAUCUUUAAUCAAGACAUUUCAAGACAGUUUUCAAUAUCUGAAAUAAGCGUUAACAUGUUUUGUAGUCAUUGCAGACUAAUAACUAAGGGCCUGAUUUACUACAAUCCCAAAAACCGGGCACCUGCCUUUCAGACACGGACAUUUAAAGUCGCAAAAUCAGCCACCACAAAUUGUCUCAGGUUUGAUAAAUCAAUCACAUUGCAUGAACUAAAUUAAUCUAUUUGCAUCAACUCCUCUCAGUAUUUUAGAAACAAUUUUGCCUGUUUGACGGAUGCAAUUCUGGAUGUGCCCAAUCAGUAGAUCAGCUCCCAUCUGUUUUUUUGCGUGCACAAACCUUCAGUAAAUCAGGCCCGAAGAGUUUUCCAAUGGAAAUAGGCUUAUUGUGGUUUUUGAAAUUUUGAUUUAAGUAACUUAAUUAAGACCUUCCUUUUGGAACAUCAAAAUAAAGACAGCCUGUGUGAGCAACACUGCAUACUGAAUCAUAAUUUUCACCAUUAUAACGAAUGUAUUAGGCUACUUGUCAUGAAUAUUAAUUGGGUUAAACCGCUUCUACAUACAGGUGUAUUAACGAUUACACGCCAAAAAAAAGAGAUUGCAUUGAGUGGUGGUGUAAUACAUUUGUUAGGCAUUGUAUGUAUGGUGAAACUUCGCCAAUGUUUUAUUUGUAAAGAGUGCAACAGCUUGAAGUGAAUGUAAUGUAUAUAGAUAUAUACUGUAUAUAUUUAAAAUAUAUUGUUUUAAAUGACGGUCACAUAGGAUGAAAAUCAAAGUCUGGAAGGGAGCAACUUUGGGCAUGUACAGAGCUACGAAGGCGCACUUUGUGAUGAAAAACACGUGUGCGCAAGAAUGCUUUUCUUGCACAGUCUGGAAACACUUAACACACUCGACAGUAAAUCUAAUUUCCCCCUAAGUUUAAAGUGAUCGUGGAAGAAUAUAUUUAUUUUAAAAGUCUUUGAAAUUUCUGCAUUACAAGAUCAAACCUAAAACAAGUUGCAGUUAUGUUAAUAUCACAUGCUUAUCAUUUAAUCUGACACAAAAAUAAUAUCCCGUAUCGCAUAAUAUGUUGUUUUCCUUUUCUAUUUCUUUUCAGGAGGGUAUAGUAUGCUAUAAUUUUUUUGGUGGUAAAAUAAAUUCUUCCUAGCCUAAAACAUUAAAACUGUACGAAAACAACAACAACAAAAUUGAAACACAUGGCGCGCACACACACGCAGACACGUGCGCACGUGAUUCCGUUUGCGUCUUACGAUGAAGCAACUAGCGUCCAAUCAAGCAACCUUCCCCAUUCAGGUGAUGUAAACCACACAUCACUGUUGAGUUAGUCAUUAAUGCAGAAUGUCCAAACAGCCGUAUGGCCUCGAGCCAGGUCACUGACAAACAGUCUGUAUACAAGUCAGGCCUCUGUCACAAAAAAACACACCAUGUUACCGGCAGCUUUGGUCAUUUCUGAAAUGCUGAUCACAAACGUUGUUGAGUCAUUUAACAGGGUGUGCCUUGCUGUGGUUUAUACACUUAUUCAUCAACUUCAUACUCGGAUCGACAUCUUUUGAUGUCCGAUUUGUGAGGAAGGGAAACUUCAGAAAGACAUUUCCUGUCGUGUUUGAAAUUUGUACCAUGCCUCGCUCAAAAGAGGUCUUAAGACCUACCAUUAAAAAUUGUUGACUUGUAUAAAACUGGAAAAGUUUACAAAAGUACCUCUAAAGGUCUUGAUGUUCAUCAGUCAGCGAUGAGAGAAAAUGUCUAUGAAUGGAGAAAGUUCAGCACUGUUGCUUCUCUUCCAAGGAGACUUGGAAUUUCUUAAAUUACUCCAUAAAUUGGUUAUACCACCACACAAAGAAUUCUACGUUUUAACAUUUUUAUAGAGCAUAACGGAAACAUUUACUGGACAGAAAGCAACAAGUAAGUGAACCCUUGGAUCUAAUAAUUGGUUGACCCUUGAGCCUUUGGCAGAAAUAACCUCAACCAAAACAUUUGCUGUAGUUGCAGAGCAGACAUGCACAACGAUCAGGAUGAAUUUUGG